This is a messenger RNA of Ictalurus furcatus (blue catfish), 1920 nucleotides long. RefSeq names its product suppressor of cytokine signaling 4 (gene socs4). The record is from RefSeq and is a predicted model, not a curated record. Gene Ontology annotation, cellular component: phosphatidylinositol 3-kinase complex. NCBI's taxonomy places the organism in Eukaryota, Metazoa, Chordata, Actinopteri, Siluriformes, Ictaluridae. Gene Ontology annotation, biological process: intracellular signal transduction; phosphatidylinositol phosphate biosynthetic process. The transcript has a single exon. Gene Ontology annotation, molecular function: 1-phosphatidylinositol-3-kinase regulator activity. The coding region runs from base 665 to 1828 and encodes 387 amino acids.
UGUUGCUGUUUGUAUUAUUGCUGCAUUUGUUUUCUGCUUUUAUGUUAAUAAUCUUUGUUUUUCUUUUUUUUUCACUUGUGAAGUAAACUGGGAAACAGAGGGUCAAAUGGCAGAAGAAUUUAUUGAAUGCACUGACAGUUUAUUUCAAGUGUUAAAUCAUUUGUAAAUAAUUAAAUAAAUAAAUAAAUAAAAAAGAAUGACAUUUAAUGGCUAAUUGUCUGAUUAAACAAAGCCCUGGCAUGCUUAUUUAUUUACUGUAAAUUUAUUUAUUUACUUAUUUAUUUACAUAUUAACAUACUGUUAAUAUGCAAUUCUUUGUUGUUUUUUUUUUUUAAAAAGGGAACGUGACUAUAUGUUUAUUAAAGUUAUUUUUUCAUAAAUAAGUUUUUCAUAGCACAUUUCUCUUGAGGAAAUAAGCAUAUUCUUUAUUUUUUUAUUUUGUUUUUGAAAUCUGAGUAACUGCUUUUAAAUGUCUUGCUCUACAAUUAUUAUUAUUAUUAUUAUUAUUAUUAUUAUUAUUAUUAUUAUUGUGUAAAUAAUAAUGUGGCUUACAGCUUGAGCUUGAUCAUAUCAGUGUUGAACUAUAAAAUUAUAAACCGCUCUGUAUAUUUUACUUUGUCCUCUAAUCCCGUGCAGCACGUGAAGCGAAUCCUCCCUCCACAUUAUGUCAGAGAAGAAAUCCAGACCCUCAGAUGCGCGUCCCAAAAACCUGCGCAGCUGGAGCGUGGACAGCUACAUCCGCAGCGUUAAGAAGCGCUCGCGUGGUCCGCGCCAUGACGCCCCUGCAAGAGGAGGAGAGGAUGUAGACGCGCCAGAUGAGCAGAACGUCCGCUCAACUUCCUGUCCCCAGAGACGGAGGGAGAGGAAGUGCAGCUGCACGGCUAUCGGAGACGGAGACAUCGACUCCAUGUGCAGAAAAGCGCUGUCUCGACGAUCUCUCAGACAGAAGUUCCAGGAUGCGGUGGGGCAAUGUCUGCCUCUCCGUGGCCACCAUCAUCAUCACCACCACCAUCAUCAUCACCAUCAUCACCAGAGCGGCUCAUCGAGACCGUUCUCGGUGCUUCUGUGGUCCAAGCGCAAAAUUCACGUAUCCGAGCUCAUGGAGGACAAGUGUCCCUUCUCGCCGAAGUCUGAACUGUCGCAGUGUUGGCACCUUAUCAAGAAGCAUGGCGCACAUCAGAACGCAUCAUUAGUCCUAGAGGAUCCCAGAAGCGGAGGGUUGCCUUCGUCCCCUUCGACUUUUAUUUCCUGGGAGGAAGUCAGUUCUAAUGGUGCUUCCAGCUUGACUGAUUGGGACACGUCCUUUAUUCAUGGAGCGCCCCAGUGUUGCGCCCACGCCGACUACAUCUUAGUUCCCGAUCUUCUUCAAAUCAACAACAACCCUUAUUAUUGGGGAGUCCUAAACCGCUUUGAGGCCGAGCAGCUCCUCGAAGGCCAGCCUGAAGGCACCUUCCUGCUCCGAGACUCUGCCCAGGAUGACUACCUGUUCUCAGUCAGCUUCAGGCGCUACAGCCGCUCUCUGCACGCCCGCAUAGAGCAGAGCGGUAAACGCUUCAGCUUCGACUGCCGUGACCCCUGCAUGUACAGAGACGUGAGCGUCACGGGCCUGCUGAAGCACUACAGCGAUCCAGCCACGUGCCUGUUCUUCGAGCCGCUCCUGUCUCGCCCCCUUCCCAGGAAUUUCCCGUUUUCCCUGCAGCAUCUGUGCAGGGCAUUAAUCUGUAGCUGCACUACGUAUCAGGGCAUCGAGACUUUGCCUCUGCCUCACACACUCAGGGAUUACCUCAGGCAAUACCACUUCAAAUGUGACGGGGCUUGUGACGUGUGACGAACUAGACGGCCAAGCAAACGGACUUGUGUUAGAAUCAUAAAGAACGUGGGUUCCUGAGUGGCGUAAUUAUUAUUAUUUUUUAAUUGAAG